Molecule: messenger RNA, 1089 nt
Organism: Oikopleura dioica
Lineage: Eukaryota; Metazoa; Chordata; Appendicularia; Copelata; Oikopleuridae
Source: the annotation of a GenBank genome assembly
AUGAAUUCGAGCAACGGCAAAUGGGCUGCUUUUUCUUCAGUUCCAGCUGGAAUGGACGCGACUUUUUGCUUCAAAUCAGAAGAAGUCACCACGAUUUGUGGCAAUUCCCUGUGUGCCAAUCCGGCCACGGCUCAGUACGAGUGCAAAUGUCCUGAUGAUGGAAGUUCGCUGAUCACUGAAUUCGGCAUCGAAAAGUGCGUCGAUCCAACUCCACCCUGCGAAGUAGACGAUCCUUGUAUUGCCCCGGCUGUCUGUAGAAAUGCAUUUGAUUCCGCUUUUUGCGAGUGUCCAGAUGAAGGUGUUACUAAAUUCUUGUCUUCUGAUGGCAUUUCUUGCGAAAUCAUUGACCCGUGUUCGACUGGUCUCCACAACUGCAAUCAUCCAAGUCUUGAGUGCGUACCCACUCAAAUUGCAGGGGAGUACAAAUGUGAGAAUAUAUUUGAAUGUCCCUGCGAGAUGGACUGUUUGAACCCUCCUUGCCUCGACCUCGCUGAUUGCUCUGGUCUUGGUUCCCUCACUUUGUGCCCGGAAAUUGACUGCACAAGUAUCGGAACAUACAAGGGGCAGUACAGGUGCCCAGUUGGAAAAAAUGGAAAUUGCGGAUUCGGCGGGCUGGAUCAGCCGGUUGAAGCUCCCGUUCCGAUUGCAGGUGUUUCGAAACGAAAUUCCGCGACGAGCCUAACAUCCAGUACGAGUUCGAGAUCGAAGCUUGACCUCUCUGAUAUCGGCAUCAACAAGAAAACUUCGCCAGAACCUGAGAAAAAGCCGCUACCAGCGAGCAGUCCAGAAAGAAAUCUUUCAAGUCCGCCGGCGAAUAUGCAAAGCUCCGUGCGCAGAAUAGUUGUGAAACCGCCAGAGCCGCUUAGUACUGUCAGCGAUUACCUUAAACCUGUACCAAAGAAAUCAUCCCCAACUCCCGAAGAAAUCCCUGAAGACCGAUCUGAAAUCGAAUCCAUCGCUUCCAGCUACACAGAAACCACAAUCACUCCAUCAUCUUCAGAUACGGACUCGAAAGACAACGAAGAUAGCCGACUAUCCGAUCAGAGCGACAAAACUACAAGCAGCUUAGGAAAGUUUUCUUUGUCAUAA